AGCAACCCCGUUCCAUCAACGCUCCCUUCGAUUACAACCAGCGAAAUAAUUUUCCCGUCGGCCCAAUUGCGACUCCCGUGACUCGGACGCCCUCGAGCCGCUCAAACCAAUUCGUCAAGAUGCUCCGUACCGCCAUCCUCCGGUCUGCCGCUGUCGCGGCGCGCACCAUCGCCCGUCCCAUUCCCUCCGCCGCCGCGAGGAGGAUCGCCGUCGCCCCUGCCCCGAGAGUCUCGUCCUUCGUUCCCAAGACGGUUUCUUGGCAAGCGGUGCGGUGCUAUGCUUCCGGUGGCUCGCUCGACAGGACCGAGGUGUACGAGCGGAUCAAGCAGCUGCUGUCUGGCUUUGACAAGGUCAAUGAUCCCAGCAACAUUACCGAGACCGCCCACUUUGCGAACGACCUGGGCUUGGACAGCUUAGAUACGGUGGAGGUCGUGAUGGCUAUUGAGGAGGAGUUCAGCAUUGAGAUCCCUGACAAGGACGCCGACACCAUCCACAGCGUUGACAAGGCUAUUGAGUAUAUCCUCAGCCAGCCGGACGCCCACUAAAUAUCUCACAAAUUUUCUCGCCUGUACCAUAGCAUGAGCGCAGCAACGCGCACCAUACCACGCCGCUUCCUGGUCGGUUAGACGGUGCUGGAGUCGGGGGAUCACGAUAAUUUCUUGAUUGGGUUGGCUAUUAUGCGGAUACCUCUCUCGUGACACUAUUCCCCACGUCCCGAUGAACAAGAUGGCAAUGAUAUCCCCAUCGUCAUUGCCAUUGUAAGCGCUUCC
Messenger RNA from Thermothelomyces thermophilus ATCC 42464, 770 nucleotides. RefSeq lists its product as uncharacterized. The transcript is spliced from 5 exons. The record is from RefSeq and is a predicted model, not a curated record. Gene Ontology annotation, biological process: fatty acid biosynthetic process. Bases 120 to 545 code for a protein of 141 amino acids. NCBI's taxonomy places the organism in Eukaryota, Fungi, Ascomycota, Sordariomycetes, Sordariales, Chaetomiaceae. Gene Ontology annotation, molecular function: acyl binding; acyl carrier activity. Gene Ontology annotation, cellular component: mitochondrion.